Messenger RNA from Aspergillus sclerotioniger CBS 115572, 890 nucleotides. RefSeq lists its product as uncharacterized. The transcript has a single exon. Bases 146 to 709 code for a protein of 187 amino acids. Lineage: Eukaryota; Fungi; Ascomycota; Eurotiomycetes; Eurotiales; Aspergillaceae. The record is from RefSeq and is a predicted model, not a curated record.
AAGGUAUUUAGAUCCAAUACCGGCUGUCAGGUCAAUAAAGGACCGGUGUUUGAGCCCGGAGCGGCGAAACUGGAAGUUUAUGGAAAUGAGUUUGUCGUUCCAAGGCGGGUUGCACAGCAGCAGAGUGCAACGUACACAGGGAACCAUGAGGGUCCCAGCUAAUUGGCUCAUGGUUCCGUUGAGUGGCAGACUCGGCCUUUUCCAGAAGGCUUCUGUGCGAAUGAUUCAUUGCGUGUUGACUCAUAAGUCGGCAAUCCUGACUAUAGGAGUAGCGUCAACCGGUUGCAAGUAUCGUCACAAUGACUCCCAUGAGAUGUAUCUGACGUGCCUGUUCCAAGGACUAAGAAUAACAAAUGUGGCAUUCCUACUUCAGAGGGUUAACUGCUUCAAGGUCAGAGACAGUCUUUUCCAGCAGUUCCUGCAUGAAGUGGUAAGACGUGGUCGAAUCGCCGUGAUUGACAGUCUGGACAUGCGAGCCACUUACCUAUACAGUAAGUCGGAGAAAUCGAGAGAUGGCGACUUGGCAUGUCCUGCACGCGUCAGACGUCUCGUGAUGAUGAGACCUGCCCGACAUGGUGCAUUCAGUGAAACAACGGUUUGCUGGCUAGACUGUUUGGCAGGAUGGUGCUUCGCCAAAAGGGGGAUAGUUCGCGGGGAGUCUUGGGCUGUUGGUGUUUGCGCUAGGAAUUGGGUACUCCGUGAUUAUUGAUAGAUAGGCUAGAUAGAUAGAUACUAGAUAGCGCCCAAGGCAGCUGAACAAACAGUAAGACAGCCCCGCGUUGCCUUGAGAACCGGCACCUGGUGUUUGCAGUGUUUGGUCAGGCACGUUGUUGUGCCUCGGCGGGUAAUGGUCAUAGCUUCUUCUUCCUCCGUCCGACCCCCUGCCUAUC